Messenger RNA from Physcomitrium patens, 2658 nucleotides. RefSeq lists its product as uncharacterized. The record is from RefSeq and is a predicted model, not a curated record. Gene Ontology annotation, molecular function: protein binding. NCBI's taxonomy places the organism in Eukaryota, Viridiplantae, Streptophyta, Bryopsida, Funariales, Funariaceae.
GUCGACAGAGUAACUGGAGGGUGAGACACUUGAGCGCUCCGACGUCGCGCACCCCAACGGCGAUGACUCAUAUGAGGUGCACCGUGCACGAUGAAGGAGGAAUAAAAAAAACUUCAUGGUCCGAAUCUACCUCUUUCAUCCGGCAGGCAAGAGCCACAGGGUUGUUUCGCGCGGGGUGAUAAUCGCUCACUUUUUUGUUCCGUUUCUGUAGGCGCGAGUGUGCCGCGCAGGCUGCGGGUGGUUCAGAAAAGUUGAGAUUGUUGUGAUGUGGUGGUGAGCUGGAGAAGAGCAUAGGCGGGAGCUGAGAGUUUUAGGCGUCUUUCAGCAAGAGGCUUGCUGUGAGCGAUGGAGUUUCGAGGCAAAGGGUUGAGAGAGACUUAGUGUAUGGAGAAGGAAAUCGAACGGCAGCUGGAUUGGAUUACAGUUGAAAAGGCUUCAGUAGUAUUUUGAAGGUUCGAGAGAUGUGUCCACAGCCGUCCCUGCCGGUUGUGCCGGGGGAUUCUGCAGCCUCUCGCAGCAGUGACAGGAAUGAGAAGCCGAAGACUGCAAAGAAACCCGCAAUAGUAUUGGGUCCCAAAAAGCCUACUAGGAAACAUGCAUUGGCUCCGCGCCCUCCUGAUCCCGUCGCUCUUCAGCAUCCGAAGAGAGUCGACCAGAAGAGAACUCGAUGCACGAAAUGCGGGAGCACGAAACAUUCAACGGUGAAGUGUGUAGAGAAUUUGCAAAAGUGUACACGUUGUUCUGAUAUCAAUAAUACGCAACAAUGUCAAAUUGUUGUUAUGCGGACACGCCUGAUGAAAACUUUCCGCUCCAGGGGCGACCAUAGGCAAGUUCGGUCAACUCUGAAAAACCUAAGAAGAGACGGGCAUCGUCCCGCAAAAGAAACAUAUACUUUGUUGUUAAGUAGUCUUAUUAGUGAUGGGAGAUUAGGAGAAGGGCCACUCUUGCUUCAGCAAAUGGAGGAAGACAAUGUUAUUCCAGAUGCUAUCUUUUUCAACACAUUACUUAAUGGCUACUGUGAAGCUGGAAAGAUGAAAGAGGCAGAGGCUCUAGUACUUGAGAUGAAGGAACGAGGAUGCCCGUUGAUAACAAGCUCGUAUAACACAUUGAUCAAGGGGUAUGGGUUGGAUGGACAGCCGGAGGAAGCCAUGAAGUUACUACAGGAAAUGGCGAAGGAUGUCAAUUCGAAGCCGAAUGAUCGAACUUUCAACAUGCUUAUCAAGGCUUGGGCUCACGAUAAGAACCCAGAGAAAGCACGGAAUGUGAUAUCGAUGAUGCGGGCUGCCGGUGUCGGCCCUGAUGUCGUCUCGUACAACACUUUGGCACAGCUUUUUGCAAAACUUGGUAAGCCUUGGGACGCAGAAAACGUGAUUACGGAGAUGCAGAACGUGUACCUUAGACCGAAUGAGCGAACCUAUGGUAUCGUCAUCAACGGGUACAUUGCAGCUGGUCAAAUCGAUGAGUCUUUACGUUUAAUUGAGCGCAUGAAGAUGGACGGGAUUUCGCCAACUAUAGCAGUAUUUAAUCAUCUAGUGAAAGGUUACUCUGAAUCUAUGAAACCACAUAAAGUUGACAAGGUCUUUAAAUUGAUGGAAAAUUUUGGAGUUAAGCCGGACGUGCAGACGUUCGGCCUCAUUAUGAACGCUUGGUGCAGUACAGGCCUCAUUGACGAAGCCAAAGCUGUUCUACUUAGAAUGAAGGAAUAUGAUCUUCAACCGGACGUUAUGGCCUACUCAAUUCUUGUCAAAGGCUAUUCCCGUCAGGGAAGACCGGAAGAAGGAGAAGCCUUUUUAAAUAUCAUGAUCGACGAAAACCUUAAGCCGAAUGUAAUAACGUACACAACUGUGAUCAGUGGGUACUGCAGCCUGGCUCAAAUGGACGAUGCAAUGAGAGUGUUCCAGGAAAUGCGUUCUCGAAGUGUUUUUCCAAACAUGCAAACGUUUCGAACGCUUAUAUGGGGCUUCAAAGAAGCACGAUGGCCUCGACGUGCGGAAGAAAUACUAGAGUAUAUUAGAAAGGCAGGCUUCACCCCUGAUUUGGAGUGCAUUGAGCUGGUUGCCGAUUGUUGGCGGUCAAUUGGGGCAGAUGGGGAGGCCGACCGUGUUUUAGCAGGUACCAAUUCCAAGCUCAUCGAUGAUGCGAAUCAAGUAAGUGGGGAGAUCAGCAGACCUUCCAGUCCUGUUUUGACGAACAAAACUAAAUCUCCAGUAAACCGCGGCUCACCUAUCAACACCUCUGUGCAUUCCAACACACGUCGAGCUUCUUCAAAUUUGCCGAGGACCUCAACAUGGGGUGGUUACCGCUCAUCUGCACACUAUUAUGCGGCAUGGCUUUGGGCAAGGAGAGGGAGCUCCGUAAAGAUGCAGUGCACCAGUUCUAUUUCUUCGAAUGAUCUGUUUUUAAGUCGUCAGUCAAGUUCGAAAAUAGGCUAUGUCACAUCUGCUAGUAGUGGACUUGUUGGACUGACAUGCCGUCGCCCCUCUAAUUUAGAGUUGUGUACUAGAAAUCUGAGAAGGGUGUCUGGGGUAGUUAGCCAGGUUGGGCUGCAACGUCCGAGAUUGCGUACUUUUGUAUUUUAGUAGCACCUGUAUCAUGGCCAUCCUAGAGGCAGUAUUAACAAAUAGAGCUUGCAAAAUUACUACUUAGCAUUUCACUUCA